Molecule: messenger RNA, 2986 nt
Organism: Zonotrichia albicollis (white-throated sparrow)
Lineage: Eukaryota; Metazoa; Chordata; Aves; Passeriformes; Passerellidae
Gene: SH2D3C
Product: SH2 domain containing 3C
Biological process (GO): positive regulation of peptidyl-serine phosphorylation; small GTPase-mediated signal transduction
Molecular function (GO): guanyl-nucleotide exchange factor activity; phosphotyrosine residue binding
Source: RefSeq, a predicted model, not a curated record
CCGAGCAGCGCGGCCAUGGCCGAGGGCCAGAAACGACGGAGCUUCAAGAAAUUCAAGUUUUUCAAGUUCAAAGGCUUUGGGAGCCUGAGCAGCAUCCCCCGCUCCUUCACCCUCCGGCGCACCUCUGUGGACCCUGAGAGUCUCAGAUCACAUCUCCCACCUUCCCAUGGCUUCCUGGGAGAGCCCUUUGACAGCACCCAGGAUGAUCUCAACACCGUGCCCAAGAGCCCUGGCUCCUAUGCCCAGUCAUCCAACAUGUACUCCCACAUGGGCACCAUGCCCAGGGUCAACCUGGGCAAGGCAGGGAAGAGCCUGGGCAAAGACAAGAGCAGCCAGAACUGCUGGGACAAAGGGACUCCCAACAACAAAACCCCUCAGACAGCCCCGGUCCCCUCAAGCCUCAAGUGCCCUGACGUGUCCAGCAGCCCUGACCCUGGCACAGACUCACCCUCAGCUGCUGGAGAAGCAGAGCAGGAGGAGGAAAAAGCUGAACCUGGGGAGGCAGCAAUGGCCAGGACAGACCAGGAGCCUGUGGGAAAUGUCUCCUGCCCUGGGACAGAGGCACCGAGCUCCAGCCUGGCUCCAAACCCCAGCCAAACCACAAGCCCUGACACAGCAGCUGGAGCAGACACCACUGAUGGGGAUCUGCUGGAAAAGGGACAAGAGCAUCCUGACAAGAUCUCCCCAGACAGCCACCACGAUGGCCUGGAGUCUGGCAGUGAAUACGUGAAGUUCUCCAAGGAGAAAUACAUCCUUGACUCAUCUCCAGAAAAGCUUCACAAGGAGCUGGAAGAGGAGCUGAAGCUGAGCAGCACCGACCUGCGUAGCCAUGCUUGGUACCACGGCCGCAUCCCCCGGGAGGUGUCCGAGAGCCUUGUGCAGAGGAACGGUGACUUCCUGAUCCGCGACUCGCUCACCAGCCUGGGUGACUACGUGCUGACGUGCCGCUGGCGCAACGAGCCGCUGCACUUCAAGAUCAACAAGGUGACGGUCAAGUCCAGCGAUGGCCACAGCCACGUCCAGUACCUCUUUGAGCAGGAGAGCUUCGACCACGUGCCUGCCCUGGUGCGCUUCUACGUGGGGAACCGCAAGGCCAUCUCGGAGCAGAGCGGCGCCAUCAUCUACUGCCCCAUCAACCGCACCUUCCCCCUGCGCUACCUGGAGGCCAGCUACGGGCUGGCCAACGGCAAGCACGGGGGAGCCCACAGCCCCUCCAGCCAGAAAGGGCACAUCAAGAGGAGGAGCAUCACCAUGACAGACGGGCUGACCGCAGACAAGAUCACCAGGGCUGAGGGCUGCCCAACCAGCGUGUCCCUGCCCCACCACAGAGACAUCAUCCGCAACUGUGCUGUCAGCGUGGACCAGAUCCAAGACCUGCACUCCCCCAUGUCCCCCAUCUCUGAGAACCCAGUAUCACCUGCCUACAGCACAGUCACACGGCUAAAGCCACAUGCCUGCCAAGCAUCUGGAAUCACCCCAGCCUCCCCGGUCAUAAGAAGGUCCAGCGAGCCCCAGCUGUGCCAUGGGAACAGCAGCAAACCUCUCGCAGACCCUGCCCACAGCUCCCACUCUACUCCCUGCCACGGGUACGCCCGAGCCUCCCCCUCUCCCUCGGUGAGCAGCUACAGCGACCCGGACACGGGGCACUACUGCCAGCUGCACCCCAGCUCGCCCCUCAGCAGGGACAGGCCGGCCCACGACACCAGGCAGCCGCCAGCAAAGAGCUACGUGGAGAGGCUAAAGGUGGAGGAAGGACAGAGAGGGACUGUGGAGAACAGCUCUGGAGAAGCAGAGGCAGGGCAGAGGCUGAAAGCAGAGCUGGACUUCAAGGGCUUUGUGCCCCCCACCAUGGAAACAACCUCCUCCUUCAACCCUGCUGCCUUCCAGUCCCUGCUCAUCCCCCUAGAUAACAAACCUCUGGAGAUGACUGUGCUAAAGAAGGUCAAAGAGCUGCUGGCAGAGGUGGACGUGAAGACACUGGCCAAACACAUCACCAAAGUGGAUUGCCUGGUGGCCCGGAUAUUGGGUGUGACAGUGGAGAUGCAGCGGCUCAUGGGGGUGAGCUCUGGCAUGGAGCUGCUCACCCUUCCCCACGGCCACCAGCUCCGCCUGGACCUGCUGGAACGGUUUCACACCAUGUCCAUCAUGAUCGCUGUGGACAUCCUGGGCUGCACAGGCAGCACGGAGGAGAGGGCAGCCCUGCUCCACAAAACCAUCCAGCUGGCUGCCGAGCUGAAGAGCACCAUGGGGAACAUGUUCAGCUUUGCAGCUGUAAUGAGCGCCCUGGAAAUGACACAGAUUGCCCGGCUGGAGCAGACCUGGAUGGUGCUGAGGCAGCGGCACACCGAGGGUGCAAUCCUCUAUGAGAAGAAGCUUAAGCCAUUCCUGAAGAGCCUGAAUGAAGGGAAAGAAGGACCACCGCUGACCAACACCACCUUUCCCCACAUCAUACCCCUCGUGACCCUGCUGGAGAGGGAUGAGGCUCUCACAGAAAGCCCCGAGCCCUGGGAGGCCACUGACAGCGGCGUGGAGGUGGUCAUGGCCCACCUGGAGGCAGCACGGAUGGUGGCCCACCAUGGUGGCCUCUACCACACCAACGCCGAGGUGAAGCUGCAGGGUUUCCAGGGCAAAGCGGAGCUGCUGGAAGUGUUCAGCACCGAGUUCCAGCUGCGGCUGCUGUGGGGCAGCCGUGGGGCUGAGAGCAGCCAGGCUGAGCGCUACGAGAAGUUCGACAAGGUGCUCACUGCCCUGUCCCACAAGCUGGAGCCAGCAGUGCGCUUCAGCGAGCUGUGAACCCCCCCAGCUCCCAGCCUGCAGCCCACCAGUGGCUCUGGGCAGGGAAUGGACCAGGCACCCAGCACCAGGAGGAGGAGAGAUGGCCCAGAAAGGCACAGGCGUGGGUUGGCAGUUUUGAGACAAAGAGGAGGAAAAGCAGCCAUCUCAAAUCUACACCCAUCUCUUCAGGACACAACAAGCCAGGGGUCCU